AAUAAUCUCAUUCACAAAAGCAUUCCUUGAGAUUCACUGAGCGUUCAAUUCAUUUAAAGUGAAGACGAGAUGAUAAAAACCAGCGAAAAUCAAAUAUUAUUUAUGGGCAACGCUUUGCUGGAUAUAUCGGCAAAAUGUGACCAAAARUURUUAGACAAAUACAAACUAAAAGUUGAUGACAAUUGYGAGGCCGAGGACUGGCAGUUACCUAUAUUUGAUAAAUUGCUAUUAAUGCCCAAUGCUAUUACCACUCCGGGAGGUUCGGCACAAAACUCGGCCCGAAUAGCACAACAAAUACUGACCAAACAAACGGGUCCCGAAUCAGUGUAUUUUGUGGGAAGUGUAGGAAAUGAUAAAACUGGAAAAAUAUUGGAGUCAUCGGUACGGUCRUCAAAAGUGAGAACACUUUAUCACUAUCAUCCGACACUACCGACAGGUGUAUCGGCCGGAAUGGUCACAUCGGAAACCAAUCGGACAUUGAUGGCUAACAUCGGCGCAUCGGCACAAAUGCCCACUGAAUUUCUCGACUCAAGUCUCGUGAAGAAAGCCCUAAACAAAUCGGUCGUCUAUUUUGUUGAAUCAUAUUUUGUGACCCAUUCGCCAAUACUGGUGCUAUCGUUAGCCAAAAUCAGUGAACAAUUGAACAAAAAUUUGUUCCUUUCUUUAUCGGCCAACUAUGUUGUGACCAAUCAUUUUGAAGAGCUCAUGCAUCUCAUGCCGUAUACCGACGCUGUGUUUGCCAACAGUUCCGAAGCUCAGACAUUUUAUACACACCUGACGGGCAACAAGAUUGCCGAUAUGUAUACUAUUGCCACCAGUAUUGCCAAACUUGAUAAGUGUAAGCAAACCAAUCACUUUUGGACAGACAUUAAAAGAUGUGUUUUUAUUACUCGUGGCUCUGAAUCAGUGAUUGUCGCCAAAUAUUUUGCUAACAAUGAGAUUAUUGUUAAAGAGUAUUCAGUGCCUAAAAUUGAUGUCAUCGGUGAUACUAUCGGUGCCGGCGAUGCUUUUGUUGGUGGUAUUGUGGCCCAUCUGGUCACUGGUCAUAAUAUAGAUGAUUCCGUUCAUUUCGGUAUUCAAAUUGCGUCCAAAGUGUGCCAACAAAGAGGUUGUGUUUUAGUUGAUAAUGACUUUUAA
This is a messenger RNA of Oppia nitens, 1137 nucleotides long. RefSeq names its product adenosine kinase-like. Gene Ontology annotation, cellular component: nucleus; cytosol. NCBI's taxonomy places the organism in Eukaryota, Metazoa, Arthropoda, Arachnida, Sarcoptiformes, Oppiidae. Gene Ontology annotation, biological process: purine ribonucleoside salvage. Bases 70 to 1137 code for a protein of 355 amino acids. The record is from RefSeq and is a predicted model, not a curated record. Gene Ontology annotation, molecular function: adenosine kinase activity. The transcript is spliced from 3 exons.